UCUUUGCCCUUAGUGUAGUCACUGAAGCCCUGUCAUUCGCUUUAAGCAGAAAACGGAUCGUACCCAACUGACAAGUUUUGUAGUGCACCUGACAGAAGUACAGGUAUACUACUUGGAGACACGGGGCCGAAACUAUGGUCUUCCUUUGUGACCACAACGCGCGAGGGCUAUUUAUUGUCCCAAAAACUCACUGAUAAUUUUUCACAUUAAUAAAAAAAUAUAUUUAAACGGAACAAAGUGGACGGAAGCGCCAGAGGAUUCGGCUGUAGGUGCCUGAGUAUAGGAGACCGUUAAAGGGUUAAGGACGGAGCGUGUAAAGUGUCUCAGUAUGGAUGAGAUUGAGCAGAGUGCGAGAGACGAGUCCAACCGAGACAUCCGUCCCCUUCUACAAGCUCCGGGGAACGUGCAACUCCCUCACCGAAUAACCAACUUUUUCAUAGACAAUAUCUUACACCCGGACUUUGGCCGAAAAAAAGAGACGAACAUUAGUCAAAACGAAAGUCGCAUCGGAGGAAGAGAAAUUCACAGUCCAGCAGAACCCGGCGCGGGACAGGUGAGAAGAACUGUGCCAACGGAGGGUACUUCCACGCCGCAUGCAGGCGGCGGAGGGAAAAAAAACGAGUUAAAAGCUGAUGAACCACAUACAUUUCGGGGCGAAAACAACGAUCAUUGUCUGAGCUCGGACUCGGACAGUUCUCAGACAAGCUCAAAUAUUACCAUUAAUCAACCAAUGCUGUGGCCAGCCUGGGUUUACUGCACGCGUUACUCGGACAGGCCCUCGUCAGGUCCCAGAACUCGCAAACCAAAGAAGAAAAAUGCUAGUAAAGAGGACAAGCGACCACGCACGGCCUUCACUGCGGAACAGCUUCAGAGACUCAAGGCCGAGUUUCAGACCAAUCGCUACCUGACGGAGCAGCGACGACAGAGCUUGGCACAGGAACUUGGCCUAAAUGAAUCUCAGAUAAAAAUCUGGUUCCAGAACAAGCGGGCCAAAAUAAAAAAGGCCAGUGGUACCAAGAACGCGCUGGCCUUACACCUCAUGGCGCAAGGACUCUACAACCACGCCACCGCGACUAAGGACGACAAAUCAGAAAGUGACUGAGAUUGUUGUGGGGGUGGGAGAAGAUAGAGGUUAUCGUUAUAUUUACAAUGCAAUAACUCGCAAGAAACAAGGGCCAGCGUACAAACAUGCCAGCAUUAUUGAAGCUGAAAUUGAAGUGUUAUAGUUCUCUACAUUCAGCUGAGAAAGAUUCUCACAGCAAUGUAUGACCAACUUCUUAUCAAAAUAGGAUUCCAUCUGGGUCCCAUUUUCGCACGUCAAGAAUUCGGUGCAAGACGCAUCUACUGCGUUGUAUAUCGUUCCCAUGCAAUCACUAUUACUAAGCGCUUUCGAUAGGCCAGUUUAUCGAAAAAUAUACAGAUCCACAUUUCAGAUACAUCUUGCUUAAAUCCAAAGAAUAUCUUCUGCUGCACCCAGGCAACUGUGAAUAUAAAUAAAUUGCUUAAGAGACAUUUUAUUUCCACGUUUGUUCGUUUUCCUUGGUUUGUUUGAUACACAAAUAGACGCAGCGAUGAUACAAUUUCCAUUAAGUGUGAAGUGAAUUAUGUUCAGAUACUUUAUUUCAAAAAUACGCAGGUUUUGCCUAGCUACUUUCAAUGACGGAGGCGGGGGCAGGGGGGGAUUAAUACUCAAAUCGCAAGAACGAGAUGUACUACUGUGUAGGAAUAAUUUAGCUACCAUGUGUAGACAUAUUCUAACAACGCGUAACAGCCUAACACUGGAACGACCUGAGUAGCCUAGUCUAUCCAUUUCAACUGGGCGUGUAAAAAUAAAACAAACCGAAGCGUCUUAAAUUGCAUAGUUUUUAUGAAAGAGCAAUAUAAUCAAUUUUUUUUGUAGCAAAAUUUGUUUAAAUCAACGUUAUGCUGCCUAUAAACGUGUGUAGCUCACUGACAAUGAUUUACGCCUAUGCGCGCUCUUGACAGUAGCAAGAGAAUAAGCGUAGUAACAUCAU
This is a messenger RNA of Electrophorus electricus (electric eel), 2015 nucleotides long. RefSeq names its product engrailed homeobox 2a (gene en2a). Gene Ontology annotation, molecular function: DNA-binding transcription factor activity, RNA polymerase II-specific; RNA polymerase II cis-regulatory region sequence-specific DNA binding. Gene Ontology annotation, cellular component: nucleus. The record is from RefSeq and is a predicted model, not a curated record. Lineage: Eukaryota; Metazoa; Chordata; Actinopteri; Gymnotiformes; Gymnotidae. Gene Ontology annotation, biological process: regulation of transcription by RNA polymerase II; neuron differentiation; multicellular organism development.